Molecule: messenger RNA, 621 nt
Organism: Diatraea saccharalis (sugarcane borer)
Lineage: Eukaryota; Metazoa; Arthropoda; Insecta; Lepidoptera; Crambidae
Source: the annotation of a GenBank genome assembly
AUGUGGUGCAGAGAUUUCAAAACCGGUGACAAAAAAGUAGUCAACGGUCCCUUCUGGCAUGAAGUCUUCACCGAGACUUACGAAGACCACGAUGAUGAUAUUUCCACAACAACUUCGGAACCGCUACCCUUCUUCGAAGACGACGCGUCUACAAACAAUGUGACUGCACAGCUUGGAAGCAGAGUGCAUCUGCAUUGCAGAGUCCAUGACCUGGGAGAAAAGACGAUAUCCUGGGUUCGCCGACGUGGAGAGGAGUUGCAUCUUCUAUCGUUCGGUCGUCACACUUAUUCAGCUGACUCUAGAUAUUCUUUAGCCUUCGAGCACCCAAAUGAUUGGCGAUUGCUUAUUCAGUACGUGAGUGAACGAGACGAAGGAUACUAUGAAUGUCAAAUUUCUACGCAUCCCCCUUUGGUGAGAAGGGUGCAUCUAACUGUCGUUGUGCCAAAAGUUGAGAUAGUGGAUGAGCGCGGUCGUCCCCUCCAAGAUAAAUUCUACAAGGAAGGUUCUAUAAUCGAACUGAGGUGCGUCGUCAGCGAGGUGCCCCAGCCAACUAGGCAAGUCAACUGGAAACAUGGAUCGCGAUUGUUGAACUACGACACGAAGAGAGGAGGCGUGAGGUAA